Molecule: messenger RNA, 915 nt
Organism: Penicillium lagena
Lineage: Eukaryota; Fungi; Ascomycota; Eurotiomycetes; Eurotiales; Aspergillaceae
Product: ATPase P-type K/Mg/Cd/Cu/Zn/Na/Ca/Na/H-transporter
Exons: 3
Coding region: 1-915 (304 amino acids)
Biological process (GO): regulation of intracellular pH; proton transmembrane transport
Cellular component (GO): plasma membrane
Molecular function (GO): P-type proton-exporting transporter activity
Source: RefSeq, a predicted model, not a curated record
AUGGCUGAAUACUUUAGCCGCCUUGACCCCCGGGCGCAGGCUCUCCAUAGCCACCAGCCUGAACAUUCUCUAGCUCAAGAGGAUAAGGAUAUCCGUGUUGCUGUACAUGACGGGGCCACUGACAACCUGGGCCCAGAGGGAAAGGAAUCCCACGAACUCGUCCAGGAAGAGACCGAAGAGAGUUUGAAUGUCCUUAUCGAGGAUCUGGAGGCCGAAGAUGGCAAAGUAAAAGAUCCUGAGGUGCUCACUAUCCCGGUCGCCCCUGGUGAAGAGCGUCUUGUCCCUCCUCAACUGAUUCAAACCGACCCUGCCCAUGGCUUGUCGAACGCUGAGGUCAUCCUUGUUCGAAAGAAGUAUGGCCUGAACCGUCUGAAGGAGGAGAAAAGAAACCAUGUCCUCAAGUUUUUGGGCUUCUUUGUUGGCCCUGUUCAAUUUGUCAUGGAGGGUGCAGCCCUGCUCGCUGCUGGUCUGAAGGACUGGAUCGAUUUCGGAAUCAUCUGCGGUCUGCUCCUCCUGAAUGCCGCAGUUGGAUUUUGCCAGGAAUACCAUGCUGGCAACAUUGUCGAUAGCCUCAAGGAAACACUAGCACUGAAGGCAACCGUGAUUCGCAAUGGUAAACGAAUGGAAAUUGGAGUUGAGGAGGUUGUUCCCGGUGAUAUCGUUCAUGUGGAAGUUACCGUUGGAGACAGCGUGACGAAUAUCAUUGAAGAAGCGCUUUACAAUGAUCUAGGACUCCGGCAAACAUUUGGGUUGAAAAGGUCGAUUCGGUUCGAAAACUCCAAUGCCCCAAUUCCAAAGCGCGAAAUCGAAGAGGGUACGGAUAUUCGCGGUCGCCGAGUGCGACGACGAUCACCGCGUAUAGCUGCUCGAGAUAAAAACGCAUCAAGCACUCGAGUUUCCGAAAAGCACUCUUGA